CUGUCGGAUCAUCAGGAUCCAGUUGUAGGAGACUGUGAUGCUGUACAGGGCCCAUGUCCAUUCGCACAGAUUGGCUGCUCAAGAACCGAGGUAUGAGCGCAAAUGUAAAUUAAUCGCUGCUGAGUGGUAAGAUCACUAACUGAUCCUAGAAAUGAAUUUUUAAUCACAUCUAAUAUGAUCUUCUCAGUGUUUUGAAGAGCCUGUUCUGUUUUGUACAUAUAAGACCUCCGCUCAACAGAGCGACGUUCUUUCGACUGAGCUAACUGGGCGGCCAACUUUGGAGCCUGAUUUGAAAUCUCCCAACCGUUAUCAUAAUUUAACCCCUGCCAGAAUGAACUACCGGUAAGCGAAAACUGGUUUAAAUUACGUCUUCCUAUUGUUUAUCUUGCGAAUGUUCUGAAGCAUAACGCUUAUUUUAUUUUCAGGCACUCAUCAGUAGACAAAAGAAAGAGCACCUGGAGAGAGAAUAUGUUUACCACACAACAUUGCUACUUCAUCAUGGCGUUAGGGUGGGUAGAGAAAUGGAAGCACUUUUGACUCGUGAUCCAAGAAUCUUGUCGAGAGGCCCGCAUAUCUUCACAAACUAUGACGGUAUCAUUUCUGACAUGCUCGCUCGAAUACAAACCAGUACAGCAGAGAUCAGAGAUUUACAAGAAAGAACACGAGAGCACAGCCAACGAAUCACGUCUUUGGAACGUAGGCUUUCGGCAUUUGCUCAAGUCUCUGGGAAUUCAAUUGGCAGUUCAUCGAACGACGAGAUAACACGAAGGGUAAGCAAUCUCGAGAAUUUGACUGCCGAACACGGAGCGCUUUUGGCAGGAAAUGAACGUGCGAUUGGGGAAACUAACAGGACUCUGCACUCUUAUGAGUACACACUGGCUGAUAGAAAUGUCACUUUGGCCCAGCUAGAAGAUAAGACCGCUGACCACGAGGUUCUGUUGGUUGAAAGUAAUCGUUCAAUCGAGCAGGCAAAUCGGGAUAUGGGUAAUGUAAGGCGACUGGUUGAGAAUAACCAGGAGACCGUCAGAAGGGUGGAAAGAAGGAUUGAGUCUAUUGAGCAUACACUGGCUCUGAGAAACGUCACCUUAGCUGAUUUGGAGGAAUACAUCAGGCAACAGGAGUCUUCAAGCUACGAUGGCCAGUUGCUGUGGAAAAUAACUGAAUUUUCACGCAGGAGAAACGAGGCAGUCAGCGGUCAACAAGUAUCAUUCUAUAGUCCGUGCUUCUACACCGGUCGCUAUGGAUUCAAGAUGUGUGUCCGCAUUUAUUUAAACGGAGAUGGCAUGGGCCGAGGAACACACAUCUCUGUGCUCUUUGUUGUCAUGCGCGGUCAGUAUGACGCGUUGCUUCGCUGGCCAUUCAGUCAGAAGGUCACGUUCAUGUUGUUGGAUCAAGAUAAUGGUGAAGACGUGAUCGAUUCGUUCAGGCCUGAUCCUAACAGCUCCUCAUUUCAGAGACCGACGAGGGAAACGAACAUUGCAAGUGGGUGUCCGAUGUUUUGCUCUCUGACCGAAUUAAAUAAUCACGCUUAUGUGCGAGAUGAUACAAUGUUCUUAAAAAUAAUAGUAGACACAUCUGAUUUGUAG
Molecule: messenger RNA, 1586 nt
Organism: Porites evermanni
Lineage: Eukaryota; Metazoa; Cnidaria; Anthozoa; Scleractinia; Poritidae
Source: the annotation of a GenBank genome assembly